AUGAGCAAGCAAAAGUCGUUGCAGGAUAAACGGAGGAGGCAGCAAAAAGAAGCCGAGUCAAUCGAAAAGAUCAAAAGUAAAUGUGCCCAGGACCAUGGAAAGCCUCACGUUGCGCAUUGUAAAGAAUGCUACGGUGAGGUUGUGGAGACGAUGAGAAGCAGAUACAUUGAUUCCAAGGAUGAGUGGUUCUCAAACAAUGCCGCCUUCUUGAGCGACCUCGACGGUCUUUUCACUAAGCUCAAAGACUUUACGGAAGACCUCAAAGCCAUCGAAGCCCGAAUCGACCAAGAAAAGGCAAAGCAUUACCGUGAAACCCUGCCAAAGACAGCGGCAGGGCGUGCUGCUGAGGCUUCAAUGGGCAAGGAGAACUUCCAAGCCGCGUUAGAAGACCCGGAGAAGCCUAUAGCUGUUCUCAUAGAGGAUAUCCGCAAGGCUGUCAACAAGGGUGUCGAUAACCCGCCAAAAUUAGAUGACAUAGCCCCGAAGUUUGACGACUUAACCAAAGAGAAAGAAGCCGACAUUCUCAUAGAUGUCUUCUUUCGGGACCCGAAGACGGGUGAGAUCCCGGAAUCAUGCAAAAAAUACGUCGAGAAGCUGCAGUCUGGUGCUGCUAUUGAAGACGUAAUGGCCGCCAUGGAUGCCGACAGACCGGCUAGAUCGCAGGCUGCGGGCAACACGGACAGGCACAAGCGGACGCUUAAUGAGCUUAAGAGGGCGCAGGCGGCACAUGAGCAGGAUAAGAUUCUGAAAGCUCAGAAGCGACAGCAACCUCCUCCUCAAGGUCCGCAGGUCAAUAAAGAGCUAUACGAUCUCCCACCAUGUAACGUUUGCUCGGGCAAGGUAUCGCCAGAGAACGUCAUCGCAUGUCCGGCUUGCUUGAUCUUUGCCGAAUUGAGCCUUACUAAGAGGACGGUUUUCGAUUCGGACAAAUGCUACGAGGAGGGAUAUGACGAACACGUUAACAACGCGCACAGUUGUGCUGCUGGUGAGGGCUGUAUCCAGCUGAAGGACGAGGAUGAAGAUAUGGGCGGCCACGGAGAGGGACCUGUCAUCUGCGAGGAGUGCGCAGAGCAGCUGGGCCAAAGCACAGUAUACUGUUCAUCGCAAUGUGCAAGCUCAGAUUUCCAAGCGCAUCGUGAGGGAGUACAUAUUCCCAACUGGAAGGGCCUCGGGAUCGACCUCGACACACAAAGCGAGCACCUGAUCUACGACAACGAUGAGAAGACAAAGUACCAUGUCAACGACAUUUCCAAGUUCGUAUGGCGACUUGACGAUGCCUUUGAGCGAAUUUUCAGGGGCAAUAACCCCGACAUUAAGGACAUACAAAACUGA
Colletotrichum truncatum is the source of this 1332-nucleotide messenger RNA. RefSeq lists its product as uncharacterized. The record is from RefSeq and is a predicted model, not a curated record. Lineage: Eukaryota; Fungi; Ascomycota; Sordariomycetes; Glomerellales; Glomerellaceae.